Molecule: messenger RNA, 2944 nt
Organism: Lineus longissimus
Lineage: Eukaryota; Metazoa; Nemertea; Pilidiophora; Heteronemertea; Lineidae
Product: ubiquitin-associated domain-containing protein 2-like
Exons: 9
Coding region: 121-1182 (353 amino acids)
Molecular function (GO): serine-type endopeptidase activity; protein binding
Source: RefSeq, a predicted model, not a curated record
GGGGCUAAAAGAAAUUAUUUUCUGAUCAAAAUUCCGUUUUUCAUCGAAUAACAUCAACAAAUGGAGUAGUUUGCUCCAUAUUUUUGACAUAGCUAUAUAUAGAUUUGAAUAUAUAACAAUAUGUUCUCCCCAUAUAGUCAUUCUGGUUUUUUCAAUGCACCAGUCAGCAAAGGGUUCCUGGGAACAGUCGUUGUGGCAUCCUUUGCCCUUAACGUCCCUUUCCAGAAUUAUUGUCGGCAUCUAUUUUUGUACAGCUACGCUGGAAUAUUUGAGAAAUUCGAGAUCUGGAGAAUUAUCACAAGUAAAGUGGCCUUUCUUGACACAAAGGACUUGAUAUGUGGCACAUUGCUGAUAUAUUACUUCCGUAUUUUUGAAAGAAAAUAUGGGUCGACUAAAUUUGCUUCCUACCUGAUUGCGACAUGUACUCUCUCCACUGCUCUGGAACUGUUGGCAAAGACAGCUUGUGAAUACAUCACGCUGAAUAUUGGCGAUCUUCCUUCUGGCCCGUAUGGUUUCAUCUUUCCUCUCUUCGUACCAUAUUUCUGUGACAUUCCUCGAGUAGCUAUGACUCACAUAUUAGGUAUACCAGUCACCGGAAAGUCUUUCAUGUAUAUACUGGGACUUCAGAUUGCCAGUACGUCACCAGAAUCAAUCAUAGUUGGAGUUUGUGGAAUUUUGUCUGGUUUACUGUAUAGAUUAGACUUAGGGAAAAUUCAAGGAUGGUUUAAGGUGCCCACACGUCUAGCCAAUGUUGCUGCCAAAACACUUGGAUGGCUCCUACGGUCGCCCCCACCAAUGAAUCAGUCGGGGAUGGGCGCAACGCUCGAGAUUCAGAGACAACAACAAAUGGAGAGGAUGGAACAACAAUUAGCGCGAGCAAGGCAGCGUGAUUUUAGAAAUCGAGGUAUUCAAAUAGGAAGGCCACAGCCAAUGAAUCCAGAAAUAUUUGCCAACAACUUUCAGAAUCACAUACGGGAAUUACGAAAUAGACAACCACCACCAGCGGACCCUGUCCCUGGGCCGUCAGGGCUACAGGCUACACCUGCAGCUGUCCCUGAAGAGCAGGUCACUAGACUCACCGAAAUGGGUUUUGAAAGAGACAAUGCCCUUCAAGCGUUGAGGGCGACUAACAAUGAUAUUAACCUGGCCAUGAACAUAUUAUUACAAGACUCAGCUUCGUAGGGGUGUUAAAAUUCAUUGGAAGGACUUUACUCACCGUGCUGUAAACUCAAUUGUUUUCAUGAGCCUGGUAUUUUCACGAGAGGGGGAUUUAGAUGUGUGGAUCAGAGGAGGUCAGUGUCACUGACCUUGGCAUGAUAUAUACACAAAACUACAUGAGUGGCAUUUCUGAGGUAUCGGGUUUCCUUGCCAAAGACCAUCACGAUAUGUAGUAACGCUAAAGCCUGAGCACUUCUGACCAGGACCCAUGGAGUGGAGUGAGCCCAGUCAGACAAAUGGACCCGUCUAGAGUCUCAUGCCGGCUGUGGGGUUUGCACCAAGGAACUCUUGUCUGAUAAACGAGAAUCUUGAGCCAAUAGUCCAUUGGCAUUGCUGAAUGAAAAAAGAGGACAGUUUUAUGCAGUACUUCAUGUAACUCAGAGAGAUAAUCCAAGAAGAGGCUUGUAAUUUGUCAACUUUUUGAAUUAUUUUUAGGAAAUGAAGCGAGCCGAAAUCUGAAAAUAAUAUAACCGUGAACAAGUCAGACUGUGAAAAUAAAGGUGUUUAUACGCAGGAAAGUUGUUGAUCAGGAAAUUACAUCUCGUCUGUAAAAGACUUUUAAAAUAUGUUCAUACGAUAGAUGUGUAUUUUUCAGAUGGGAAUAUGUUUUAGUCCAGGCUGUUCAUGCAGUGCUUUCACUGUGAACAAUCAUUGGGUGAUAUGAAUAAAGGCUAGCAAAUGCUUUUACUUCAAUUUUGUACAGAAAGGCCAAGUGUAAAUGUACAUGGAGUUUUAGAUAAAAGCAUUUACUACUCUUUAUUCAUAUCACCCAUUGUUGAUUCUGUGUGUCUGAAUUAGUGUAAUACAUGUAUCUGUCAACUUCCAAUUCACUUCAAUGUACCAUUGGGGAUUGUGUUGAACAAAUAAAUACAAGCAAGCCCGAUCAUGCUUUGGUGUUUCAGAAUCGGCAAUAUUUCAGAAUAGGCUUGAUGGUUUGCUGUUGCUGCUAAAUGGGUGAAACAGUUAAAGAAAACAGCUCUUCAAUAUCACUAGGUGUCUUGAUGUGCUUUUGCUCAAUAUUUGGCCAGUAUUCUUUUCAACAUCAUGUCAUUACACACCUGUAAUUGCAGUUACGGUUGCCCUAAAAACCACAGUGUUUCUCAUAAUAUGAGACCACACAUUCGCUUGCCUUCCAUGAGAACGAUCCUAUCACAAUAUUCGGAGCAACUGCAGAAUACUCGGGACACUCUGUGCUAAAUGAUAGGAAUGUGUACUUAAUGUAAAGAGGGACAGAGUGUACAUAAUGUACAGAGGGACAGAGUGUACAUAAUGUACAGAGCUACUACUGUCCCGGCUAUUCUGCAGUUAGGCCCAACAUUCUGGUGUGACUUUGACCUAAAAGGACCGAUUUGGGAUGUGACUAUUAUAUUCAGAGGUCAUGCUAUCUCUCUCUGUGAAACAUCAUUGUAAGGAUGAUUUUUAUGAGUUUUAAUCACAACAGGGUAAUGUUAGGCUCACACAGGCCUAUUAUUCAAAGAACUAUAAGUGAGGGUUCAUUUUAAUUUCCAACAAAAAUGGACGUUUGUGGAAGAUGAGCAUGGCGGGGAAUAGACGCUUUCAUCGAUCCCCGCUGUUGCUUGAGGUGGCAGUACAACUUAACCCUACAAAGAGAAAGUGCUAGCAUUUGUUAUUGAGGUUCAGAUGGCUCUUUCUGGCUAUGUUUUCUACAGACUCUGUUCACAGCAGGAUAAUGAUAAAUGGAUUAAUAAAAAUGAUAUCAAAUUUC